CACCCCCCCCACCCCCCCACCCCACCCCCACCCCCCCCCCCACCCCCCACCCACCCCCCCCACCCCCCCCCCACCCCCCCACCCCCGCCCCCCACCCCCCCACCCCCCCACCCCCCCCACCCACCCCCCCCC
Messenger RNA from Culex pipiens pallens (northern house mosquito), 132 nucleotides. RefSeq lists its product as uncharacterized. The record is from RefSeq and is a predicted model, not a curated record. The transcript is spliced from 2 exons. The annotation marks the transcript as partial. Lineage: Eukaryota; Metazoa; Arthropoda; Insecta; Diptera; Culicidae.